Batrachochytrium dendrobatidis JAM81 is the source of this 1218-nucleotide messenger RNA. RefSeq lists its product as uncharacterized. The transcript is spliced from 3 exons. Gene Ontology annotation, cellular component: nucleus; cytoplasm. The record is from RefSeq and is a predicted model, not a curated record. Gene Ontology annotation, molecular function: heat shock protein binding. Bases 1 to 1218 code for a protein of 405 amino acids. Lineage: Eukaryota; Fungi; Chytridiomycota; Chytridiomycetes; Rhizophydiales.
AUGGCUGCCACAGACACCGAAAGUAUUGCCAAAGAAACCUCUGCAGAAAAGGAUUGCCUUUAUUCUUUAAUGCUAGUUAGUAAUCUAGCUACUACAGAGGAGAUCAAAAAAUCAUAUCGCAAAUUAGCUUUGCAAUACCAUCCAGAUAAACUAGGAUCAGCAGCCACGGACGCUGAACAACAAGAAGCCAAGGAAAAGUUUCAAAAGUUGUCUACUGCUUACGCAAUCUUGUCAGAUCCUUCUCGCAGGGCUCGAUACGAUGCUACCGGUUCACUGGAUGAUUCCAUUUUGAAUCUAAAAGACGACAAUGUUUCAUGGGAUACCUUUUUCCGUGGAAUAUGGUCUGGUGUGGUGAAUGAACAGUCCAUCCAAGACUACAAGAUCAAGUAUAAAUUUUCCGAAGAGGAACGGCGGGAUGUGUUGGACUCGUAUGUCAAGACCAAGGGUGUUUUGCUGAGCAUCAUUGAUUGCGUGCCGCUUUCGACCCUUGAUGACAUUAGUCGUUUCCAAGCCAUAAUCGAAGCCUCCAUUGCUGCAGGAGAGGUGGAACAUUUUAAAAAGUUUCCUCACGUUAAUUCCCGUGAAAUUGCUCGGCGCAGAAAGUUGGAAGCUAAAGAAGCAAAAGAAGUAGAGCAGCUACUGGAGGAUAAUGUAACUAAAAAAAAGCACGGAGCCAAGAAUGACAACAAAAAGCCCAAGCCCAAAAAUGCAAAGAAUUACAUUGAUGGAGAUACUGACAAUGCAGAUAUUAUAGGUGAUGAAAAUACUCUUGCAACCAUGAUUCAAGCCAAAAAUACUUCUAGAAUGGAAUCACUGAUUUCUAGACUAGAAGAAAAAUACCAACCAAAGUCUGUAAAGAGAAAAAGGGUAGCAAAGACCGCAGACUCCAAGUCCAGCUCAGCAGAGUCCAAUUCCAAGGUUAAACCUACCGAUAUCGGGAAAUUACAAAAUACGGAGCCAUCAGCCACUUUAAAUGAUUUGAAGAAUAUGAAAUCUGCUUCACAGGAAACCACUUCUUCACCAUCCAACACGCUAUCUGAAUCUAGACAUCCUGUAAGCGACGAAGCUGUUGAUGAUGACAGUGAGGGGAAAACUGAGACUAGUAGUAAUUCUACUUUUACAGAAACUCGCAAGGCACGAGGAAACGCAAUAUCCGCCCCAUCACGCUCGUCUAAAUCUACUACGACUACAAGACGUUCAAAAACACGCAUCAAGUGA